GAUAUAUCUGAUAACCUGUUUUGGUUCAUCGGAGUUAGAGUUUCUUUUCUGAGAUAAGGAGACUAGGAUACUCCAUCUAUCCCCCCGAUGUGAUGCCGUUUGAGUUCCGGCACAUUCCAAACUCCUGCCGCUAUCAAAUUCUUUUUUCACUCGAUCCGAUUAUCAGCGGGAUUCAAGCCAGGAGUGACAAGUUUCUGGUAGCGCAGAAUAAAAUGGAAGACUAAAUAGCAACGGAUUAUCUCCAUAUUAGGAAAGACGUGUCGUUUCGGAGACUACUUACGAUUUAUUCUAGAUUCAAUUUUGCCCUAUGGAGUGGAUCGAAAACAUGUCAUUGAUUUCGGAGUUUGUGAGAGUAGGUGGGAAUAUUUGCAUCAUGCCAGCAAAUACUCGCUGGGUUCGGGGUUGAUGUCGACUUGAGGAUCGGUAUAUAUAUACAUCAGGUUUGUUCUCGUUUUUUAUAUUCUUCUUCACUAUCAUCAACAUCAUCAAUACAAUCAACAAUCAAUCAACUCUUCACAUCUUCAGUACUCACUACCCACUACCACCUACUCAAUACUCAAUCAACAACCAAUACUACCUUUCAACUCUUCUACAUCCACCGCUACAUCUAUCAAAAUGGUUGAAUUCACUGUCUUCAAGGGUUCCAAGGAGGGAAAGAUCGUUAAGGCUACCACCACCAGAGAAAUUGGUGCCAAUGAAGUCUUGGUCAAGAUCACUCACUCGGUAAGAGACCCAAUUCCACCUUGAGUUAAUUCCAAGUACUACAAUCCACUAUUCCCAAAGUUGCUCGCAUAUGCAAUCGAAGCAUUGGGAUAUCCCAGCAGCUGCAUCAAAUAUUCUCCGAACAUAUCACUAACAUCAUAUAACAGGGUCUUUGCGGUACCGAUGAACAUUACAGACAUGCCGAUAUGGCCCUAGGCCACGAGGGUGCUGGUGUUGCUCAGGUGGGUACUUUCACUCCUUAUCUUCCGCCCUUUCCACUCGCCUAGCGGGAUUGGGGAAUUUGAGCGGAACUGUCGCAUAAUGCAAUAGAUACCAAUCAAUCUUCAUUCCCGCCUAGACUUGACUGGAAACACCACUUUCAUAAAACCAAAUAACUAACAGUUUCACAGGAAGUUGGAUCUGCUGUCAAGAACAUCAAGAAGGGUGAUUCCGUCGGAUGGGGUUACCAACACAACUCUUGCAAUGACUGCAAGCAAUGUCUCACUGGUCACGAAACUCUCUGCGCCGGCCGUGUCAUGUAUGGUGAGGCCAACUUGGACCAAGCAUCCAUGGGAACUCAUGCAGUCUGGGAUGCCGGAUUCCUCUUCAAGAUCCCUGAUAACCUUGCCCGCGAAUAUGCCGCUCCUCUCAUGUGUGGAGGUGCCACUGUCUACAAUGCUCUCCGCUCCUUCAACGGUGGUGUCAAGCCAAGCGAGCGUGUCGGUAUCAUCGGUAUUGGAGGACUUGGUCACUUGGCCAUUCAAUUCGCCGCCAAGAUGGGUUGUGAAGUUGUUGUUUUCUCCUCCACUGACGCUAAGAAAGAGGAGGCUCUUUCCCUCGGUGCCACUGAAUUCGUCGCUACGAAGGGUGUCUCCGAACUCAAGAUCUCAGCUCCAAUUGAUCACCUGAUCGUCACCACCUCUUUCCAACCAAACUGGCAUCAAUUCAUGGAGAUCAUGGCUCCUCAAGCUACCAUCUACCCAUUGACCGUCUCAUUCGAAGAUAUGAGCAUCCCAUACAUGCCAAUCAUCUUGAACGAGUUCAAGAUCCAAGGAUCUUUGGUCGCAGCUAGACAAGUCCACAGAGAUAUGUUGGCAUUCGCUGCACACCACGAGAUCAAGCCAAUCAUUGAGCAAUUCCCAAUGAGCGAGGAAGGUAUCCAAGAGGCCAUGAAGAAACUCGAGGAUGGCAAGAUGAGAUACAGAGGUGUUAUCGUUGCUCCUCAAUAAAUUUGGGAUGUCGACUUUGACUUGAUGAACAUAGGCAUUGGAUAACAUGGAUGGAUUAUGAUAGAUUUGGAUGGGUUGUGAUUUAAUGGGUUGGAGUUGAAUAUAAGGAUAUCUGGAUGGAUUAUUGUAAUGAUAGCGUUGGGAAAAAUAUUUAGACUGAUAGAUAAUCUUUUUUACAAUAUAUCUUUUUGAAAA
Molecule: messenger RNA, 2126 nt
Organism: Sclerotinia trifoliorum
Lineage: Eukaryota; Fungi; Ascomycota; Leotiomycetes; Helotiales; Sclerotiniaceae
Source: the annotation of a GenBank genome assembly